ACUUUAUUCCUAUUUUCAACAGAUAUGGUAUGUUGCUUUUCUGUGCUUGUAUGGACACUAUCUUCUCUUUGAGAUGGUGCCACAAUUCUCUGUCAUUGACAUUUUGCUGAGUGUGUGGGUUUUCUCUUUCUUGGUGGAAGAAAUAGUACAAAUCAUCCAAUAUGCACCGGGCAAACGUGACACGAGUUGGUUCGUCGUAAGCUACCAAGCCUUCAGAAACUACUGGCAAAAUGACUGGAAUAAGAUGGAUGUCAUUACACAAACAGGAUUUAUAACUGGGAUGAUUCUUCGUGCAAUCCCUUGCUCAAACUGUUACGAAGCAGGGAGAUUGUUUCUCUGUGUUGUCCACCUGUUCUUCUUCUGGCGAGGGGGGCAAUCCUUUUCUGCACACAAGCAUAUGGGGCCGAUGAUAGUUAUGAUUAGGAAAAUGCUAAGUGAUCUCGUUCCAUUUCUUAUUAUCUUCUUUGUGGCUGUUGCGUCGUUUGCUGUCACCCAAGAAGCCUUGCUCUAUCCAAACUCAUUCUGGUCAGGAGAUUUCCUUUACAAAUUGCCGCAUAAGGCAUUCUGGCAAAUAUUUGGAGAGUACUUCCUGGAUGAAAUUGGAGGUGAAAAUGAAUGCUCAAAUAACGCGACAGUGAUUCGGAAUGGAGCCCAGCGUUGUCCAACCACAGCUGGGAGAUAUCUUGUGCCUGUUCUUUUGUCUGGUUACAUCCUGAUGACAAACGUUCUCCUGCUAAAUAUAAUCAUUGCUCAGUUCAGCUUCCGUUUUGGAACAAUCCAGAACAAAGCUGAUCAGGUGUGGGCUUGGCAGACCUGCUGUCUAACUUUGGAGUUUCAAAAAAUGCCAACAAUUAGCCCACCAUUGACACUGCUCUGGCGAGUGUAUUGGCUUAUGAAGAUUGGCUGCUGUUAUAUCUGCCACUGUUUCUGUAGAAAGCCUAAGUUGGCUUCGAACAUUCCCCUUCUAAUAUCAGAGAUGCCAGGACAAGGCCAAGCUGAAAGUGUUCGACCCACUGAAAGUCAGCUUGACAGCGAAGAUGACAACGGAUUGUACUCAGAAGACGAAACUGAUAUGGGAAGAAAUACAGAGACCUUCACAAUUAUGGACCUGGAUGAAUUUGAACAGAGAAUGGGUUAUGUGUAUCUUGCUGAAUUGUCAGCAAAUAGUAAAUAAACAGUGAUUAUCAUGCAAGGAAAUAUGUGAGAUAACUCCUCAUGUGGUGUGCAUUCAGCAAUUAACGCUUUGGAAGUCAAUUAACAAAGUUAAUCGCGCAUUUCCAAUACUAAAGAAUACACCAACUAUAUUCUGAAUGCUUGGUAACUAAAGUAUUAUGUAUCUUCUUUUCACAUACUAUUUUAAUCGUUAGAGGUGUUCGUACUACUACCCUAUGCUUUGUCUGUGAAACAAUUGUAAAGAUGACGGUUGCCAAUUUCAAAACUUGCCGUAAAUAACUACAAUCAACAAUGGCUGCAAUUUUCAUGGACCGAUAUUUCCAAGGGAACAAUAUUCUGUCUAGAAGGGUUCUGAUUUUCCAUCAGUGCUGUUUUAACUGAACUGGUCAUCAGUUUUGGGAUGUUUUAAUUGAACUAGAGAUCUGUUUUGUAUUUUUUUUAACUUCUAGACAUGGAGUACAGUAUACGUUUUAUCUAAUGACAGACAUUAUAUAUUUUAUACUCAUUUAUAUGUAUUAUUUUUUAAUUCAUUUAUUUUGGUAAACCGUUUUAUAAUUAUCUAACAGUAGGAUUACAGCAUGCCCAGUGUAUGUUUUGACAUCGCGUGUGUGCCUGUGGAGAGGAAGGACGAAUAGAUUGAUGGUCAUAAUGUUGAGUUUUUGUUGGUCUUAACAGCACAGUAAUUUGAACAUUUUGUAUAAUAAUGCAAUUGUUGACUUUAUAUUUACCUAAUCUGAAAUACAUAUUUUACUACUUAUUUUCAUUCAAUUCUUUUUAUCAGUGUUUUAAAAUGCACAUGUACAUAUGUAUUAUUAAAUAGAAAUAAUUUACAAAUAAAACCUUUUUAUAAUAAA
Gigantopelta aegis is the source of this 2027-nucleotide messenger RNA. Its product is annotated as transient receptor potential cation channel subfamily M member-like 2. Gene Ontology annotation, biological process: calcium ion transmembrane transport. The coding region runs from base 74 to 1174 and encodes 366 amino acids. The transcript is spliced from 6 exons. NCBI's taxonomy places the organism in Eukaryota, Metazoa, Mollusca, Gastropoda, Neomphalida, Peltospiridae. Gene Ontology annotation, molecular function: ligand-gated calcium channel activity. The record is from RefSeq and is a predicted model, not a curated record. Gene Ontology annotation, cellular component: membrane.